Coffea eugenioides is the source of this 1036-nucleotide messenger RNA. RefSeq lists its product as uncharacterized. NCBI's taxonomy places the organism in Eukaryota, Viridiplantae, Streptophyta, Magnoliopsida, Gentianales, Rubiaceae. The record is from RefSeq and is a predicted model, not a curated record. The transcript has a single exon. The coding region runs from base 79 to 639 and encodes 186 amino acids.
AUUUACAUCUCAUAGAAGUUGCAGAGUCUUGGUAUCUUCAAACCUUGAGUCUUACAAAUCAGAUAGCUAGCAGUGACCAUGGCACCUAACAGGGAGCUAUAUGGUGGAACUCACAACAAUAACAGCACCGUUUCACGCAAGCCUCAAAUACUCCCAAUGGAAAAUCUCCAUCGAACAAUCUCUGAUAUCUCGUUCGAACUAAGUAAAGAAGCUGCUGCUGCUGAUAAUGAUGCAAAGCUUCCCCCAAUUUCUGAGGUUGAGGAUGCAGCGUGCGAGUGCUGUGGCAUGAGUGAAGAGUGCACCCCAGAUUACAUCAAAAGAAUGCGCGAAAAGUUCUCAGGGAAGCUCAUCUGUGGCCUGUGUGCUGAAGCUGUUACUGAAGAGAUGGCGAAAAAUGGAGGAAAAAGAGAAGCCGCCCUGAAUGAGCACAUGAAUGCAUGUGUCAGGUUCAACAGGCUUGGCAGGGCAUAUCCCGUGCUUUACCAGGCUGAGGCCAUGAGAGAAAUCUUGAAAAAGAAUAGGGCAAAGUCCCUCAGUCCUAGAGACGCGGCUGCCCCAAAGAAAGGUGGGAUUGCCAGGAGUUCAAGUUGCAUUCCAGCGAUUACAAAGGAGAUGAACAAUCGAGAAAUGGUUAAUUGAUCGUCUAUCCAGUGUAGAGAAUAAAAGGGUACUUACUAGAUUGUUUUAACAUGUUGACCAGUUUUAGGAGACAAAAAAAAGUUAGCUACUCUUUCAAUUUAGGUAACAUCAUCUUCUUCCUCUCUCUGUUGCCUGCAUCUUUUGCUAGUUUAGUACAAGAGGCAAGCAAUCAAUCUGUAUCCUAAUAUUUCACCAGACCACAACUCGGAAUAAACAAAAAAUUUUACACCUUUUGUUUCUUCCCUCUGCUGAGCAACUGCCCGGAUGAGGUGCCUCCGCAUCCCUCUUAGGAUCUCAAGUUUCCAGUCAUGUUCAGGGGAACGAUUCGUCUGGCCAUCGACAGCAGCUUUUGCCCUUCUAAUAAUUUGUCCAAAAAUAAAAGAGUUGUUGCUUCUUA